This is a messenger RNA of Patiria miniata (bat star), 3456 nucleotides long. RefSeq names its product centrosomal protein of 126 kDa-like. The coding region runs from base 214 to 3321 and encodes 1035 amino acids. The transcript has 9 exons. Gene Ontology annotation, biological process: non-motile cilium assembly; mitotic spindle organization; cytoplasmic microtubule organization. The record is from RefSeq and is a predicted model, not a curated record. Lineage: Eukaryota; Metazoa; Echinodermata; Asteroidea; Valvatida; Asterinidae. Gene Ontology annotation, cellular component: ciliary base; centrosome.
CGUCAUCGCGAUAUUUGCAUAGCAUAGUUGUGGAUGGAAACAGGCAACCUGGACAUCAAAUUUGCUGAAAAUACUUCUUGAAAAUGAUCAAUUCUGAGGCGACAGGAGUGGAUUUAUACGUGUUUUAAUUGUUUGAGUUUAGGCCCAGUAUGCAUGGGUCAUGUAGGUGAUGACGUCAACGAAUUUUACUCCCCGGAUCGGUAGAAAUUCAAGAUGCUGACGGGAGCGUAUUCGCAAAAAUUCAAGGAUUUGGAGCCGGAUCGUCUGGCCAGAUCCAGCAGUAGUGACAGCCUGAACCAUGCUCAACAGCUAGCUGCCAGAGACAAGGUUCGUCAGCUGUCACUGGAGACCAACAGAAGACGCAGGGCUGCGGAGUUGAAGAGGCGCCUAGAGGCUCAGAAGGAGGCCAAGAGGAGACAGGAGGUGUUGGAGGAGAGACGGAGGAGACAGCAAGAGGCGACUCAGAAGUACCAGAGGGGUCAGAGGGGGUCGCCCAAAACAGGACCAAGGAUUACCUCAGGUAAAGCGUACAGUGACUCCAGACUGCAUGAUGGCGUUAACAUCGCCAGAGGGUACAGUCAGAAUGCGACUUACGCAGGUAACUAUAGCAACCGAGCCCCGGCAUUGGAAGAGGCACUGCGCAUGGUGGGAGUCAACACUGCCCCGGCCGGUUCCACUAUCUACAGGGGAGGUGGAUACGCAGGAGGGACGGAUUAUACCACUGAUUACAGAGAGGGUUACAAUGAUACGGGGGUGGCUUUCAACCAUGAGGUGCCGAUUAGGAGGCCAGUAGUUGACACCAAUGGUAACAAUGUGAGUGAAAAUAAGGGUCACCAUUACCAUGGUUACUCAACGAUGGCAACGUCAACAUACAACAGCAACGUCAACCGUGACGCGACCAGUGCGCAGUUUCAGCAGACAUUACAUGAAAAGCAGAAGCAGCUCAUGGAACAGCAGCAGGCUGCGCUGAACGAGUUCAACCAGGCUGUGCUGAAUGAGACAUUACCGUCCCAGGGGGAGGAGCAGCAGCUCCAACGUAGCAGCAGCCUGUCCAGCGUGGACAGUCUGGAAGAGGAACAGCCAAAGAAGCAUCUCAUCUUCGAUGGUCGCAGGCAGCAGCCUGGACCCGCUGCUAACAAGUCCGUCCACACUAGUAAACCAAAAACUGAUGGAAGUGCCGUCCAAACUAGAACUACUUAUGGGAAUAACUACUCGAGGCCAAACGAAGUUGAAUCCGGACAGAGUGCAAUAUCUGAUAAUCGCUUGUUCACGUCCCAAGUCACAUCUGAGCAGCAGCAUCCCCACUCUGCACACAGAGGAUUGAGCAAUGGAGAGCUGCUUGUGGAGGAGACUAGCGAGAGCGAUUUUGUCCGUGAACCCGUCGAAACCAAACCCACGCUCCUUCAAGGGACCAAUGAGUUGCAUUCACAACACCUGUCCUACGGACCAUACUCAACCAGGACAUCACAAGCUUGGACCACACAGGCACCCACUGAAACUCAGCAUUUCCACCACUACGAUGCUAGCCACUCACCCAUAAAGUAUACAACUGGGCCAGUGAGUGUCCAUGCAGGGCACCGGCCAUUCUCGGCUCGGACCACGGCUACAGCCACUUACCCAGCCAGAGUUCCCGAACCUCCCGUCGACCACCACUAUGGCGGACAGCAGAAACUUGAGCAAACCGUGCCAAACAGGGCAAUCAAUAUGUCAAAAUACAGCGGCAGUAAUCAUGAGGAUUCAAACUACACAAGAUCAAAGUAUGGCAUGUUAAGCAGCACCCCUCAAGCCGUAGAUUUUCAAGUUGCUGAUGGACCUACCCAAACAUCCAAUCACCCCCGAGAAGAUGGUCCAGGCACAGAAAAACUCGACAGUACUCUAGAAACACCGGAAAAGAUAGUGAAAAGCAUCUUGAAGCGUGGCCAGGGAUACAGUUUGACACCACAGAAAGUGAAACUCGGAGAUAUGAAGGUCAGGGACAGUUUGGAGAUAUCUCGGGCAACUCAAAUGACCAAAGCUGACCGUAAGUCAGUCAGAUGGACAGAUCUGAAAUACGCAGAGAUGGAGGAAGAUCUGAAAAUGGAAAAGGAACAAAAAGUAUCUAUUGAAUCUGCUAAGACAGAGAGAUCAAACUCUGCUGGCACUGGACAGAAUGAUGUUGGAAGAGGUCAGCUCAAAAGUGAACGCCAAAGUACAAGUGCCGGCCCACCACCAAGGGGUCCAACGAAGCUUCGACGGAGGACCCACAAUGCAUCCAAGCCACCUCCUGGCCGCUCAAACUCUAGCACUUCAGGGAAAAAGGUGGAAUCCGAAAACCCCCAAGUAGUGUCCAGGGUCAGUGGAAAAAUAAUAACCCACCAGCAGGAAUCGACCAACAAGCUCACCCCAGCUUCCGCCGAUGACGGCAGGCAGUACAAGAAUGGAAUCCGUCUGGAUAAGACUCCCACCGACGACGAAAUUAACUGGCUGUGGGAUAAAGUUCGGACGUGCCUGAACACCCAGGAGCAAGGAAUAUCUGGCCCUGAUUCGGACACCUCAAGCAGGCAGCCAGCUAGUGUGUCCAAGCAGUGCAUAGAUGGGAACCGGUUAACGGCCAAUCUCAGGGUGUCAGCCCAGGGUCACGUGACCGACCCCCACGACCAUCCGUUGACCAAUCAAAAGAAGUACAACACUUACCCAAGAUUUCGGACCAACAGCGACUCCGGUACUGCGUCGCUCCGCAAGACGGCAUUACUGCAUCAGCGGAGACAACACAACACUGUUGGGAACCUACGUCCCGGGUACCAGGGAAGGAGUAAUCAGCAUUACGCAGGUCCGGUACCCGGACUUCAGCCAAGCCCUCCUUCCUCUGGGAGUCAUCAUCAACCGGGCCCGACUGCCAGCAAUCAAGGACCCAGCAGAACAGUUGGCGGAUUACCUCAAGGUCAAAACCAAGAAGUGAGUGAUAGUUUGUUGGCGUUCCAGCAAGCAGAGCGUCUAGCCGCCCAGGAGAACCUGUCAGAGUCUGAAAUAGCGGCCGCCAUGGAACACCGGAAUAACCAAGCAUUCAUGCAGAAAGCACCCACUGCCUUGUCCUUGGAAGAGCAGAGAAUUCUGGAGUCUCUGGACAAGCUGAAUGCGCAACUGAGAACUGUGACCUCAGACACUGAUGCAGCGAUCCAGCCGUACACGAUGCAGCCAAAACCACCUCCUCAGGGUGCAGGACUCCGUAGCCAGCGUGCAAUCAGUGCGCGACAACGAGCGGUAGCGGACCCAAACCUAGCCCACCGGACAAGGACUCUCUCAGCCGAUCGGAGUAACGCCAGGAUCAACUACUACCACUGAGGAGAGAGGAGAGCAAGACAUCUAUCUGUCAUAGACUUGAAGAAGUUCCUUGAGAUAGGGCCCAGUUGUCUCGGGAUUGAGAAUACUGUGAUUCUAACUAUUCAUGGACUGACACAAGUCGAGGAUUGUGGCAAC